Drepanopeziza brunnea f. sp. 'multigermtubi' MB_m1 is the source of this 999-nucleotide messenger RNA. RefSeq lists its product as uncharacterized. Gene Ontology annotation, cellular component: nucleus. The record is from RefSeq and is a predicted model, not a curated record. Lineage: Eukaryota; Fungi; Ascomycota; Leotiomycetes; Helotiales; Drepanopezizaceae. Gene Ontology annotation, biological process: mitotic sister chromatid segregation; kinetochore assembly.
AUGGAUUCGCAACAGUCCUCUGAGAGCCCAAACUCCCAUACUAUGCGUCUGGACAAGACUCUCAAGUCCCUGCAAGCUAGAGUCAGGGAGCAGGAGGCACUGCUGGAAGAGCUCCGAGCAUCUACAACCCCACUAGAAGUUGAACCUUCGUCGGACCGCAAGACCCUCUUGCAGCAACUCAGAGCCCUCAAAGCUGCCUACGAAUCCCUCACACCAUCCCAACCAUGGCUUCCACCUCAUACAUCUGCCAUUCCGGGUCUUUUAGCUCUAAGAGUAACAGAUAAGGUCAUUAAGGAAAGCGAGGAUAGCCUAGUGCAAACGGAAGCUAAGCUCAAAACCCUAAGGCGAAGAUUAGAGCAAGAAUACGGAAAUCUCAAGGAUGCAAAGUUGAUACAGUCCGAAAUGGAACUGCGCAUAGCAUCCCUUCAAGAACGAAUAGAAGAGCGAGAACAGCAGUCACCCAGUCAGAUGGCCAAUGAGAUGAUCCAGGCAGUGAAGCAGCGGAAGACGUUUUACGACAACGAGACUGGCAGGUUGGUCCAAGCAUUUAACAGAUUCAUCGAUGAUCAUCUUGCCGCUAUGCUUGCGGUGGAAGAGCUUGGAGGCCCCAUUGUCGGGGAGAUACCAGAGGUUGAUGAUGAGCUCCUGGAAGGCGAGUUUAGCGCACACGGGAAACCGAAAAAGGGGAAACCGAGCGAAGACAAGCGGCAACGUCGUAUCGAUCAGAUAUGGGGCCCAAGGCCAGAGGAGGAGGAGGAAGAGGGUGAAACUGAACCGCGGGACGAGAGACGCGUUGCGGCAGCUGAAAUGCGGGACUUGACAGAGCAACUGUUGAAUGGGUUGGUAGAUACAGAAGGCAUCGGUCCUGCUGCGUACGUUGACCUGCAGAGGGAGUCAGCUGCGGCUAGAUUUCUCGUCAGGUCUAAAGUUGCUCAAUUCCACCCCAGGGAUGCCAGAAAACUUCGAUUGAUCGACUUUGGGAGCGAGAUUGACGACUGA